This is a messenger RNA of Neoarius graeffei (lesser salmon catfish), 3089 nucleotides long. RefSeq names its product solute carrier organic anion transporter family member 3A1a (gene slco3a1a). Gene Ontology annotation, cellular component: membrane. The transcript is spliced from 10 exons. The record is from RefSeq and is a predicted model, not a curated record. Gene Ontology annotation, molecular function: protein binding. Bases 332 to 2410 code for a protein of 692 amino acids. Gene Ontology annotation, biological process: sodium-independent organic anion transport; transmembrane transport; prostaglandin transport. NCBI's taxonomy places the organism in Eukaryota, Metazoa, Chordata, Actinopteri, Siluriformes, Ariidae.
GCCGCACUGGGCUGAAACACGCAUGGCGGGCUGUAAUUGGAAGCCCUGGCCAUUUUUAGACGAAUUGAAGCCACGACAUGACAUUUUACUGCGAAACGAAAAUGCAGCAAACGGAAGCCGGCGCUGUUUUUUCAGAUUCCUGAAACGCCCUCGCUCAUCGCUGUCGGAGGUCCGGGGAUCGUAAGACCGUCGCAGCGCCGAACUCUGAUUGGAAAUAACUUACUCAUUCCAACCGAGAAACUACGGAAGAAGCGGCUUAAAGAGGCGUUGGUUUGUAAACCUCUAAACUGAGCGAUUUGACAGGCCAGGUGGAAAGCAGAGCCGCUCGGAGAUGAGCUCCCCCUCCACCCCGCGAGAAGACAGGAAGAAUAAAGCAUCAUCUUUUUCUUCCAACAUUAAAAUAUUCCUGGUGUCUGAAUGCGCGCUGAUGUUGGCGCAGGGGACGGUCGGCGCAUACUUGGUGAGUGUCCUGACUACACUGGAGCGCCGCUUUAACCUGCAGAGUGCUGACGUGGGUGUGAUCGCCAGCAGCUUUGAGAUUGGCAACCUGGCACUCAUCCUGUUUGUCAGCUAUUUUGGUGCCAAGGCUCACCGACCACGUCUGAUCGGCUGUGGUGGAAUUGUCAUGGCACUGGGUGCGCUGCUGUCUGCACUGCCCGAGUUCCUCACCAACCAGUAUGAGUACAAAAGCACUGAGGUGUGGAGGAAGGAGCCAGGACGGGAGGUGUGCUCCAAUGCGUCAAGGAGAGAUUUGGAAGAUGGUGGCCUAUGCAGCAACAAGGCCAACACCAACAUGAUGUACCUGCUGCUGAUUGGUGCCCAAGUGCUACUGGGAAUUGGAGCGACACCUGUACAGCCUCUGGGAGUGUCCUAUAUAGAUGACCAUGUGAGGAAAAAAGAUUCGUCGCUGUAUAUUGGUAUAUUAUUCUCAACCUUGGUUUUUGGACCUGCUUGUGGCUUCAUCCUUGGUUCAGUCUGCACCAAAUUCUAUGUGGACGCUGUCUUUGUUGAUACUACCAAACUGGACAUCACCCCAGAUGACCCACGCUGGAUCGGUGCCUGGUGGGGAGGCUUCCUUCUCUGUGGGGUUUUACUUUUUUUCUCCGCCAUCUUCAUGUUUGGUUUCCCCUCAUCUCUGUCAGAUCGAUAUGGUAACAGCAGGACUGAGAGUGACCAGCCCAUGCUGCCAGUAUCUCAGAGUUUUGAGCAUCCAAAGCCAAGUAAUGGUGUCCUGCACAACCAUCAACCUAACAGCUCCUGCUGUGAUCAGCUUCGAGUGAUUCCUAAGGUCACUAAACACCUGCUGUCUAACCCGGUGUUCACCUGUAUUGUCCUUGCUGCAUGUAUGGAGAUUGCUGUAGUUGCUGGUUUUGCUGCCUUCUUGGGCAAGUACUUGGAGCAGCAGUUUAAUCUUACAACCACCUCAGCCAAUCAGCUUCUGGGUAUGACCGCCAUCCCAUGUGCAUGCCUGGGCAUUUUUAUGGGAGGUCUUUUGGUGAAGAAGCUGAAUCUCUGUGCUCUGGGUGCUGUUCAGAUGGCCAUGUUGGUCAACCUGAUUUCCACCACCUGCUAUGUGUCUUUCCUCUUCCUUGGCUGUGACACAGGUCCUGUUGCUGGUGUGACUGUCUCCUAUGGCAAUGAAACCCUGCAGCCAGGCCAAACACCAGAAGCUCUGUGCAUCAGUAACUGUAACUGCUACACAUCAUCUGUUAGCCCUGUGUGCGGCUCUAAUGGAGUCACGUACCUGUCCGCUUGCUUCGCUGGCUGCACCAGACCCAUUAGCACUGGAGUGCUUCCUCAGCCGGUUCAGAACCUGACAAGGUGUGCAUGCAUUCCUGGUGAUGGCAUUACCUCCUCAGUUGUGCCAGGCAAAUGCCCAAGUCCUGGGUGCCAGGAGACUUUCCUCAUUUUCUUGUGCGUGAUCUGUGCCUGCAGCAUGAUAGGAGCCAUGGCUCAGACACCCUCAGUCAUCAUCCUCAUCAGGACGGUCAGCCCAGAGUUGAAAUCGUAUGCACUCGGCGUUCUGUUUCUCUUGUUGCGACUCCUGGGAUUCAUCCCACCUCCUUUGAUCUUCGGUGUGGGGAUCGACUCCACCUGCCUGUUCUGGAGCAGCGAGUGCAACACAAAGGGUGCAUGCAUGCUAUAUGAUAAUGUGGCCUAUCGCCAUCUCUAUGUGAGCUUGGCCAUUGCGCUAAAAAUAAUUGCCUUCCUGCUGUACACCACCACAUGGCAAUGCUUACGCUGCAACUACAAGAAGUACAUCAAGAAUAAUGAGGCGUAUGUGACGUCCACUGAAAUUUUCUCUUCUGACGUUAAUUUGGAUAAUUUGGGCAAAGACAUUAACAGGACAAAAUUUAUAUACAACCUGGAAGAUCAUGAGUGGUGUGAAAACAUGGAAUCUGUUUUAUAGUGACUGUUACUUGUUAAUGCAUAAAUAUGCACAUCUUAUGAAGGAUGACAUUGGUUGCUUAUUACUUUUUAAUUUUGUAAAGGAUAGCACUUGGUUUCCACCUUCCACGAUGAUCACUGUAGGUGACUGUUGCACUUUUUGAAUUAAUGAUAAUCAUUUUUCAGUCCAUUGUGGUUCUUAGAUGCAUCAGAGGAUGUUCAGUGAUCUACAGUCAGGUCCAUAAAUAUUUGGACAUUGACAUGGUUAGUACUAUUCAUCUACCUCUGUAUACUGAAGUUGAAAUUAAAUAAUGAAUGAGUUCAAAGUACAGAAUUACAGCACUUUUCAUAUCUGACCCUUUUUAAGGGACCAAAUGUAAUUGGACAAAUUAACAAUCAUAAAUUAAAUUGUGAUGUUAAUAAUUGGUGGGAAAUCCUUUGUGGUGAAUGAUUGCCUGAAGCCUGGAACCCAUAACCAUUACCAGAUGCUGGGUUUCUUCCUUUGUGAUGCUCAGUUGCAUUUACUGCAACUGUCUUCAGCUCCUGCUUUUUCUUGGGCCAUGUUAAUCAUUUGACUGAAUCUGAUCAGAGAAUAUAGCCCAGUAGUGCAACAUCAGAAAUCAUCCUGCUGCUUUUGUUAGCAGUUACAUCAAUAAAUACAAGGGAACCAGGUCCACUGGCAACCAUACACGUCCACGCUA